Aspergillus steynii IBT 23096 is the source of this 1878-nucleotide messenger RNA. RefSeq names its product putative choline transporter Hnm1. Gene Ontology annotation, cellular component: membrane. Gene Ontology annotation, biological process: transmembrane transport. The coding region runs from base 186 to 1787 and encodes 533 amino acids. Gene Ontology annotation, molecular function: transmembrane transporter activity. NCBI's taxonomy places the organism in Eukaryota, Fungi, Ascomycota, Eurotiomycetes, Eurotiales, Aspergillaceae. The record is from RefSeq and is a predicted model, not a curated record. The transcript has 13 exons.
GUCCGCCAGAAAUGCGAUAAGAACGACGUAGGACUGAUAUGCCUGAUCAGGCAGGGCCCCCGGCGCAUUUCCCCUGCAGAGUUGCUCCGGUUAUAAGCCCUUGCUGAUCCAGUCUACUAGGGGGGUACAAACCCCCGCUUCUUCAUCCCACAACCCCUCUGCAGAUCUGCCUUCAAUUCAACACGAUGGGCACUUCCGACGACGUUGUGACUCCUGUCGCGACUUCCCUCGACAAUAAUGGCUCCGAUAUUAUUCAGGUCCAGAAUGCCGAUGAAUUGCGAUUGGCCCAAAUGGGCCAUAAGCAAGAAUUGAAAAGACAUUUCUCGGUAUGGAGCUUGAUCGGCUUGGCUGCAAACUGUACCAUUUCCUGGACUGGUCUAGGUCUCGGUCUGAUUACAUCCAUCGAUGCGGGCGGUCCUGGUGCCUUGAUUUACGGGUUCAUCCUGGUCUUCAUCCUCCAAUGCUUUCUGGGAGCUUCCCUGGCGGAAUUCGUCUCGGCAUACCCUGUUGAAGGUGGGAUGUAUCACUGGAUUGCAGCGAUCGCUCCCAAGCGUUACAAUAGUCUUCUGAGCUUUGCAACUGGUUGGAGCACGGUGUUUGGAUGGAUUUUCACGACGGCCUCAACGAACCUCAUCUAUGCCUCUACUUUCAUCGCUCUUAUCGCGCUAUACAAGACUGAUAUGGUGCUCCAGCCCUGGAUGACCUUUGUGGCUUAUCAGGGCCUCAACAUCCUCACCGCGAGUGUGGUCAUGUUCGGUAAUCGCUUCAUUCCAAUGAUUAACAAAUUUUCGUUGGUUUAUCUCCAACUUGCAUGGUUUGUCACUAUGGUCACAGUGGCUGCGGCAGCUCCGAGCCAUAACCAUGAAAAGUUUGUUUUCCGGACUUGGAUGAACAAUACUGGCUGGGACAAUAAUGUGAUAUGCUUCAUUACUGGUCUUGUGAAUCCGCUGUACGCCCUCGGCGGACUGGAUGGAAUCACUCAUAUCACUGAGGAGAUGCCAAAUCCCGGAAAGAAUGCCCCUUUAGCCCUAGCCUGCACUCUGAGCAUCGCUUUCGUGACCGGUCUAUCUUACAUGCUCAGCCUCAUGUUCUCUGUACAAGACUAUGGAAGUUUGGCAGAUACUCCAACCGGCCUACCGUUGGCAGAAAUCUUUCGGCAAGCAACUCAAACACGAGGGGGUGCAUUUGGCCUAGUCUUCCUAGUGUGGGUGGCUCUAGGACCAUGCAUGCUUGGAGCUCAGCUCAGUACCGGAAGAAUUUUCUGGGCAUUUGCUCGAGAUGGCGGUCUUCCCUUCUCAGGAGUUUGGGCCAAGGUUAACGUGCGGCUGGGCUCUCCGUUCAAUGCGCAGCUGUGUGUGACUGUCAUCGUAUCACUGCUGGGUUGUAUCUACCUUGGCUCGAGUACGGCCUUCAAUGCUAUGAUGAGUUCCGCAGUAACGAUUAACAACAUUGCAUACCUGGUUCCAAUCCUGACGAACGUAAUCCUUGGCCGCAAGACAAUGCAUAAAGGGCCCUUUUUCAUGGGUUCUAUUGGCGGCAUGACGGUCAACAUCAUAACCAUUGCGUGGCUGGUGUUUGCCAUCGUGUUCUUUUCGUUCCCGUACUAUAUGCCAGUGACAAAAUCCAACAUGAAUUACACCUGUGCAUGCGUCGGGGGUUUCCUUGUCCUCGAGCUGAUGUGGUGGAUAGUUGCUGGAAAGCGGUACUCUAAGAGCAUGCAGAAGGCAAGGGAGGAAGAGCACAAUGCUGCCCGAGCUGUGAUUGUCAACCCACAGGACAAGACCUAGAUGUAUCGGCUACUCUGUACGAUUGAGAUGGAUUGGUCAAUCGGUCAAUCUCUCUGUGCCAUGGAUGGCCACUAGCUGUGUGAUUCCGAGG